CAGUUGGCUCGGGAACCGACAGGGGGCGCGCGCGAUCGGGCGUUAGGCGGUGGCCGCCGAGCUGCGAGAGGGCGAGGAGAGAUGGCUCAUGGCAACCCCGUGCCUAAAUUCUACAAAUCGGUUAUCGACGAUGUGAUUGAAGUUGUCCAGGAUGUCUUUGCGGAAGAAGGGGUCGAUGAGCAGGUCCUGAAAGAGCUGAAGCGGCGCUGGGAAACGAAAGUGAUGCAGUCCAAAGCGACGGAAAGCUUCUUCCGCCACAGCCACCUUCCUCCCCAGUUCACCUUGCACCUGCCUCCCAACUUCCACCAAGCCCUGCAGACGACAACAGGUGCUGCUGCUGGCAGAGGAAUUCAACAGUUUGCUACGACAGCAGCGUCGGCGGCCGAACUUGGCAGCUCCAGGUCUGCCGGUACAAUCUUCACCCUGCCUUCGGGCUUCGCCUAUCCCAUCCAAAUACCCGCUGGCGUGACUCUGCAGACGGCUUCUGGGCAGCUGUAUAAAGUCAACAUGCCGGUGGUGGUCACCCAGGCCCCGGGAGGUGCAACUGUCCUCCAGAAUCCAGUCCAGCAAAUAUUCCAACAGCUUGGGCGGCAGCCCUCAGGAGCUCAGCCUGCUGCCGCUGGUGCUAUGCCGGUGAACGCCUCUUCUCAUCAGGCACCCAGUGAAAACCUGCAGGCCCUGAAUCCUGCUGUAUCUCAGCAAGUGGGAAUGGAAGAGAAGACCUUGCCUGCUGCUGCUGCUGUCAUGCAGGAGGCUAUUGGGAGUCAUGGGAAAGCUGCAGUGGGAGCUCUGGUAAGAGAGCAACCAACCAGCUCUCUGGAGACCCUUCCAAAUGCAGUUGUUCUUGACUUGAAAUUAUCGGAAGCACGCUGCCCUACAGUGGCCACAGAAGCGACGGCAGGAAGCUCUCCCAAUGGGUCAGAAUUGCCAGUCGAUCUUGAGCAGCCACUGGAUCCCAAUGAUAUAAUUGAGCUGAUAAUUAUGGGCAACGAGUUGGACGACAGCACUCUCCUGUCUGAUGAAGCCAACCUCUCUUUUUCUGAAGAGCUAGAGACUAGCGUGCAGAUGGAAGCUGAUCUGCAGACCCAGAAGGAUAUUGCCAAUAAUAUUGAAGAGAUAAUUCAGCUGGAUGGAACAGGUGAUGUUUCUCCCAAGGUAGAAAUAGAAAGCCCAAGAGAUGGAGAAGAUGAGGAUCUUGUGGGCAUCAUUGAUGCUGAAGAUCUGAAGGUCCUGGAUGAGGAAGAGGAAGAAGACGGUGAAAACAGUACCUCAGACAAUCAAUCUCUUAGCAGCAGUAGUGAUGUGGAUGAACCCUCGGUUGACAUAAUUGAGGAGGAUCCUUUAAAUUCUGGGGACGAUGUCAGUGAGCAGGAGACACCAGAUGUAUUUGACACCGAUAACAUAAUUGUAUGCCAGUAUGACAAGGUUCAGCGGAGUAAGAACAGAUGGAAGUUCUACUUGAAAGACGGUGUGAUGUGCUUUGGGGGAAAGGACUAUGUUUUUUCCAAAGCCAUUGGAGAUGCAGAAUGGUGAAAUGUACAAAAAUAUCCAGAGUGUUUUUGGUUUUUUGUGUGCAACGUUCAGUAAGAAUAUACUGAAAUGCUUGCCUUCCGAAAUGUGAAAUACAGCAAUGUGAAAAGAGACUUCAUAUGAAAAACACAUGUAAAAAAUGAAUAAAUCCU
Messenger RNA from Podarcis muralis (Common wall lizard), 1682 nucleotides. It is a transcript of the gene GTF2A1L, whose product is annotated as general transcription factor IIA subunit 1 like. The record is from RefSeq and is a predicted model, not a curated record. Lineage: Eukaryota; Metazoa; Chordata; Lepidosauria; Squamata; Lacertidae. Gene Ontology annotation, biological process: transcription by RNA polymerase II; transcription initiation at RNA polymerase II promoter. Gene Ontology annotation, cellular component: transcription factor TFIIA complex.